GCGUCGGCGUUUAGACGCGUCACUCGUUGAUAAUGCAAAACUCUACCUCUCGACUUGAUAGGAACGCCAUACCGAGAAGAGAAAAAAAACAAACAAAAACAAACCAGCGGAAAACAAGGCAACAGGCACCGGUCACUCUCUGCACAUUUCUGCCAUUGCCAUGAAAUGAGGGCACCAUGGGCGCCAAGGAGUCACGGAUAGGGUUCCUUUCGUAUGACGAGGCCGUUAAAAGAGUUACCGAUGUGGAGCUCAAACGUCUGCGAGAUGCCUUUAAGAGGACCAGUGGCCUGUCUGUGUAUAUGACCCAGCAAUGCUUCUACAGGGAAGUACUGGGCGAUGGAGUACCUCCAAAGGUUGCAGAGGUGAUCUACAGCUCUUUUGGUGGCACAUCCAAAGGGCUGCACUUCAACUACCUGAUCGUCGGGCUGGUUCUAUUAACAAGAGGACGUGAUGAAGAGAAAGCCAAAUACAUCUUCAGCUUGUUCGCUAGUGAUUCGGGGACCUAUGUGGUCCGGGAGGAUGUGGAGAACAUGCUACGUUCAGUGGAUGGGGAGGUCCCGCCCUCACUUAGAAAGUGCUUCACCGAGGGAGAGAAGGUGAAUUACGAGAAGUUUAAGAGCUGGCUUCUGCAGAAUAAAGAUGCUUUCACGUUCUCCCGCUGGCUGCUGUCAGGUGGCGUGUGCGUCACGUUGACCGACGACAGCGACACACCCACGUUCUAUCAAACCCUUGCUGGUGUCACACACUUAGAAGAAUCAGACAUUAUAGACUUGGAAAAGCGUUAUUGGCUGCUGAAAGCCCAAUCAAGGACAGGCCGGUUUGAUUUGGAAACCUUUGUCCCUCUGGUCUCGCCCCCUAUUCACGCAUCACUUAGUGAAGGCUUGUUUCAUGCCUUUGAUGAGAAUCGGGACAAUCAUAUUGACUUUAAGGAGAUAUCUUGCGGGCUCUCAGCGUGCUGUCGGGGCCCUGUAGCGGAGAGGCAAAAGUUUUGUUUUAAAGUGUUCGAUGUAGACCGGGAUGGAGUUCUGUCCAGGGAUGAGAUCCACGAGAUGGUGGUGGCGUUGCUGGAGGUGUGGAAGGAUAACCGUACAGACACCCUGCCUGAGUUUGAUUCCAGCGUUUCAGACAUUGUAGAGGACAUACUGAAAAUGCAUGACACAACAAAACAAGGACACUUAACCCUGGAGGACUAUCAGAUAUGGAGUGUGAAAAGUGCCAUCGCCAAUGAGUUCCUCAAUUUACUGUUUCAGGUGUGUCAUAUCGUCCUGGGCCUGCGUCCUGCCACCCCUGAAGAGGAAGGCCAGAUCAUUAGGGGUUGGCUGGAGAGGGAGAGCAGACACGGGCUAAAGCCUGGUCAGAACUGGUUCCUGAUCUCCAUGCAGUGGUGGCAGCAGUGGAGAGAUUAUGUCAGAUAUGAUAAUAAGUCGAUUGUCAUGGAGCAGCCGUCAGUGCAGGGCAGUGGGAUGAGAAGUUCUCAGUCCACAGCACCUAUGGAGCCUGUCCUGAACAGAAUUGGAAUAAUGGUCCGUUCCCCCAGUUCCCCAGAGGAAAAAUUCCCUGAUAACAUCUCCAGCUCAUCAGAGGCAUCAGAGAGCACUGGUAAUAGCCUGACCCCACACGCCAGUUCCUCUGCCACAGACGUCUGCUUUGCCCGGCAGCACAACGUGUCUGACAACAACAACCAGUGUUUCUCCAGCGCCAAUGGCCAUUUACCCAACAGCAUGGCUGCGCAGAGACCUGGUGCCAUAGACAACCAGCCUCUGGUGACCACCGAGCCCAUGAAGGCGCCCACAGUGACUAUGGAGGGAGGCCGGAUGAAGAAAUCCCAACAGCUGGUGUCUGGCCGGGACUUUGAGACGGUGCCAGAGCCAGUAUGGAGGGCGCUUUACCACUGGUAUGGGGCCAACCUCAGCCUGCCCCGACCGGUCAUCAUGUCUACAGUCACAGCUCAACCAGAGCUGGAACUCUUUCCCCGCUACCUUCUGUUCCUGCGCCAGCAACCGGCCACACGCAGCCCUCAGUCUAACAUCUGGGUCAAUAUGGGUAUGAGCAGCCUGCGAAUGUUCCCUCCACAUGUACCCCGAGGAAACGUUCCUUCUCCGAACGCCCCUCUGAAGCGAGUGCUGGCAUACACAGGCUGUUUCAGCAGGAUGGGCACCAUUAAAGACAUUCAUGAGUACCUGUCCCAGAGGUUACGCAUCAAAGAAGAGGACAUGCGCCUCUGGCUCUACAACAGUGAGAAUUACCUCACUCUCCUGGAUGAUGAAGAUCACACUUUAGAAAGUUUGAAAAUUCUAGACGAACAGCACUUAGUCAUUGAGGUUCGAAACAAAGAUAUGAGCUGGCCAGAGGAAAUGUCUUUCAUUGCAAACAGCAGCAAAAUCGACAGACACAAAGUUCCUACUGAGAAAGGUGCCACAGGUUUGAGUAACCUGGGAAACACAUGCUUCAUGAACUCCAGUAUUCAGUGUGUAAGCAAUACCAAGUCCCUCACGGAGUAUUUUAUCUCAGGGCGACACCUUUAUGAGCUUAACAGAACCAAUCCAAUAGGAAUGCGUGGUCACAUGGCCAAAUGCUAUGGUGAUUUGGUACAGGAACUCUGGAGCGGCACCCAGAAGAACGUUGCACCUUUGAAACUCAGAUGGACGAUAGCAAAGUAUGCACCGAGAUUCAAUGGCUUCCAGCAGCAAGACUCCCAGGAGCUUUUGGCCUUCCUGUUGGAUGGGCUUCACGAAGACUUGAAUCGUGUGCAUGAGAAGCCGUACGUGGAGCUCAAGGACAGCGAUGGACGGCCAGAUCAUGAAGUGGCCACAGAGGCCUGGGAAAACCAUUUGCGGAGAAAUCGUUCUAUCGUGGUCGACCUCUUCCAUGGGCAGCUCAGGUCCCAGGUGAAGUGCAAGACCUGUGGCCAUAUCAGUGCCCGCUUCGAUCCCUUUAACUUCCUGUCGCUGCCGCUUCCCAUGGACAGCUCCAUGCACUUAGAAAUCACAGUUAUCAAACUUGACGGCACCACUCCAGUGCGGUACGGGCUUCGUCUCAACAUGGAUGAGAAGUACAUGGGCCUGAAGAAACAGCUGAGUGAGCUGUGCAGCCUGAAACCUGAGCAGAUUCUACUGGCUGAGGUUCACACGUCCAACAUCAAGAACUUUCCUCAAGACAACCAGAAGGUGCGACACUCUGUGAAUGGCUUUCUCUGUGCAUUUGAGAUCCCUGUGCCUGGCUCGCCCACCUCAGUCACCUCUCCAAUGAUAACAGAAAAACCACCCAUGGCCAAUGGGACAGCAGGAAACAAUAACAUUGGAAAGGCUGGCCUGAUUCCUAAUGGCAUGCCCAGCACAGUGGUCCCCUGCACCCCAGAGAAGCCUCUCGCCAAUGGUAUUCCUAAUGGCUAUGCCGUGCCUGUGCAAGACAGCCCCUUUAUUGGCUACAUUAUUGCCAUGCACAGAAAGAUGAUGCGGACAGAGCUGUACUUCCUGUCCUCUCAGAAGAACAGGCCCAGUCUGUUUGGUAUGCCACUGAUUGUGCCAUGCACAGUUCACACGAGUAAGAGGGACCUGUAUGAUGCCGUGUGGAUCCAAGUUUCCAGACUUGCUAGCCCUCUGCCCCCACAGGAAGCCAGCAACCAUGCUCAAGACUGUGAUGACAGUUUGGGCUACCAGUACCCCUUCACUCUACGGGUGGUGCAGAAAGAUGGUCAUUCCUGUGCUUGGUGUCCCUGGUACAGGUUCUGCAGAGGCUGCACAGUGGACUGUAAUGAAGACAGAGCAUCAUUGGGGAAUGCCUACAUUGCUGUAGAUUGGGACCCCACCGCCCUGCACCUUCGUUACCAGACCUCUCAGGAAAGGAUAGUGGAAGAGCAUCCCAGCGUUGAGCAGAGUCGGCGCGCUCAGGCAGAGCCCAUCAGUCUGGAUAGCUGUCUGAAAGCCUUCACCAGUGAAGAAGAGCUGGGAGAGGAUGAGCUCUAUUACUGCUCGAAGUGUAAGACCCACCGCCUGGCCACCAAGAAACUGGACCUCUGGAGGCUGCCUCCUGUACUGAUUGUUCAUUUGAAACGCUUCCAGUUUGUCAAUGGUCGCUGGAUUAAGUCUCAGAAGAUUGUGAAGUUUCCACGUGAGAGCUUUGACCCCUGUGCGUUCCUGGCCCCACGAGAGGUGGGUCAAAGCAUGGGCAGCCUGCAGAGCCUGCAGAGCGAAUCCCUGGUAGAGGAGCUCCAGAUGCUGGAGAGAGGAGACUCUUCUGUGUCCUCCAUCUCCACUACUACAGUGGCCAGUCCUCCCACUUCUGGAAGAGGCACCCCGUGCUCCAUCAGGAGGGUGGGCAGCCCACUGAGCAAAAACAGCAGCCCUGGCAGCAGCCCCAGAAAUACAGGGCGGAAACAGGGGCGCCUGCGUCUUCCCCAGCUGGGCAGUCGACAUCGACUCUGCAACAGCAAAGAAAACCUGGAUGCCUGUAGCAGCAGCAAGGAGAGCGAGGCCGAGUUGGAGCAGGGCGCAGUGAUGGAUGGGGAGAAUCAGAUGCCAUCUGAUGCAAAUGCACAAGACAUCUGGUCACUGGACGCCUCAAGCAAUGACUGUGAUGUCAUCAUGGUGAAUGGAUUGGGACAAGAGAGCAGUCAGAGUAACGGACACUCGGACGUCAGUGCAGACCUGUACACCCCUCACCAAAGAAAUGACAUCUGCCUGGAGCCCCUGUACAAUUUAUAUGCAAUCUCAUGCCAUUCAGGAAUAAUGGGAGGGGGGCACUAUGUGACCUAUGCCAAAAACCCCAAUGAAAAAUGGUACUGUUACAACGACAGCAGCUGCAAGGAAGUUCACUCGGACGAGAUUGACACAGAUUCUGCCUACAUCCUGUUCUAUGAGCAACAGGAAGUGGACUACUCACAGUUUCUGCCAAAAACAGAGGGCAAAAAGAUGGCAGACACCACUAGCAUGGACGAAGACUUUGAAUCUGACUACAAGAAGUACUGUGUGCUGCAGUGAUGCCAUGCUCUUCCACAGCAAAGACACUGGGGCUGUUAGUUUGCCAGUGCAAUGAGAAGUGAAACAGCUACGUCGCUGUCAUCAUUUGUGAAAGCACAAUAUAUCAGUUAGCCGACAGGCACAAGACCGCUGCUGACUGCGCUUUCAGAAUAGAGGUACCUGACACUUCAGAUACACGAGGGAGAGGGUGAAUGAGUGAAUUAAAUUAAAUUAAAUUCAAAUUUGUAUAGCGCUUUUCACGAUACAAAUCGUUGCAAAGCAACUUUACAGAAAAUUACGUUUCUACAAUAUUUAGUAGUAGCUUAUCACAGAGAGGUUAUGAAUCACAGAGAACUGUAGCGAUCAUGUGAUUGUUGCAACGCAAACAAAUAACUGUUAGCCAAUCCCUUGAUAUCACCAUUCCCAGACAGACAAAACUGCUCUUUCACAUGCCAGCCCACACAGGUGAAUCCAAAAAUCACGUAACAAGAGCUUAUGCUUCUAUAUUGCUUAUAUUCAGAAUGCUAAUUGACAGAACAGGAUUAGGAAAUCAACAAUGAAGAUGGCAUUGGUAUAAAUUAUAGAGGUUUCUCGAAAGCUUCAGUUGACUUAGUUUUGUCAUAGUUGAUUUUUUUUUCUUCAGUAAGUUCCAUACACUACCUCACAUCUUUUGCAGUUGGCCAACUGAUCAUAGAAAAUCAGAGUGACAGUAUUAUAUCACCCGAGGGCAGAUAAAAUGACUUCUACUUUAUAUAACAAAUUCACUUUCCAAAAAAAAGUUGCUUUUUUUUAUUUAAAAAAAAAAAAAAGUUUCUACUAAUUAAUAAAAUAUCCUCCCAAUCCUCCGCUGCCAAAUUAUGCACAUACUAUUUUUGUUGAUUUUAGUUUUAAAUCUUAUUUAAGACGGUUAUUUUCAGGCUUCGUUUCUCUUUAGAAGAGUUAAUAUAUUACUCUCCUUAUUUUCUCUUUUUAAUUUUUUUAUACAUUUAUUUUUAUCACUUUUUUUUUUUUUUUAAUGCAAUUGUUCACUUUGCCUAAACGCAUUCGCUUGCAGCUUUAGUCUCAGCUGUCUGAUCAAACCACAAAUGCUCAGCUUUUUACACGUUUUCCUGUAACCACUGUAUUUUUUUUGCUUCACAAAAUACUGUUGACCACAGAGACUAAAAAUGGCAAGCAGAUACAUAUCUUAACAAUGUGUUCUUACCAGAGAGACUCUGCAUGUCAAAGCCAAAGUGCAUGUUGACCACAGAGACUAAAAACGGCAACCAGAUACAUAUCUAAACAAUGUUUUCUUACCAGAGAGACUCUGUAUGUCCAAGCCAAAGUGUUCAACUGGUCAUGUACAUAGUUUACGGGAAGCAUUGCACACUGUUAGAUGAGAGCAUAAGAGGUUUGUUAUGUGAACAGUAUUAGCACAGAGAAAUAUUUCACAACCUUUGCUUUUAGAAAACAGCAUUCUUCUCUCUAAACUGUUGACCUAAACUUAAACUGUUCUGAAUGUCUGUGUCGGAGGGUGUUCCAGGUUAUUAGUAGCAUUUCUUAAGUGACUCUUUAUAAGAGAGCCCAUCUUAAUUACCACUGUGAAAAGAUGAAUGAAAUAUUGAACGGCUCUUAUUUUUCAGCAACUCAUCAACCGAAUGAGCUCCUCCUGUGAGAGUGCGUUAAACCCUUGGAAAACAGCGGGAAUCAUUCACAAACAUCCAUUUUGCUGCUGUACUUUUCCGAUUUCCAUGUCAUAGAUAUUCAAACGAAAUAUUUGCCAUCAAAGAAAGGUUUAUCCCUGUUGAAUAAUGAAAUGUUUGUGAAAUAAACACAGCUGUAUUACUGUAAGGCGAUUAUUAAUCAUCAUAGAGUAAUGCAAAUAUGACAUAUGAACUGUAAACAUUUUUUAGGUAUUUUAAUGUUAAAAUAAAAAUAGAUAUCCAAUAUCCAAAAUCAAAAUAUAAUUUCACUAUUCUCCAAUUAAAAUUGGCCUUUUGCGCAAGUACAGUAACAAAUGUGUCUGAAACCACAAACACACAAACGUUUUAAACAUUCACAGAUUUUCUUUUUUUUUUUUUCUUUUUUUUUUUAUACAGGGAUAAUUUAUUAAAAUGGAAAAUGAUCUCUUUUCAAGUAGUGCAAUCAACUACUGAUGUGUGUCUUUGUCCAUGUUGUUAGUCCUAAUUUUGUUAAAUUAAUUUUGAUGAACUGCUAGAGAUGUAUUAAUUUAAUGAACUUUAUUUUGUAAAAAAAUUGACAUUGCACUGACAAAUGUACAUAAAUGUUUUGUAAAUACGCCAAUGAAAAUGAUGUAUUUGAAAAUGAACUGUACAAAUAUACUUGUAGUUGUAUAUGGAGUGAUACUGUUGAUCUGUAACAGUUAUUCAAGAAACAAAUUAAAUGCAGCCAAAUGCAA
This is a messenger RNA of Cyprinus carpio (common carp), 7356 nucleotides long. RefSeq names its product ubiquitin specific peptidase 32. Lineage: Eukaryota; Metazoa; Chordata; Actinopteri; Cypriniformes; Cyprinidae. The record is from RefSeq and is a predicted model, not a curated record. Gene Ontology annotation, molecular function: calcium ion binding; cysteine-type deubiquitinase activity. Gene Ontology annotation, biological process: protein deubiquitination. Gene Ontology annotation, cellular component: Golgi apparatus.